This is a messenger RNA of Arachis stenosperma, 1618 nucleotides long. Its product is annotated as UDP-glycosyltransferase 83A1-like. The record is from RefSeq and is a predicted model, not a curated record. Bases 82 to 1440 code for a protein of 452 amino acids. Lineage: Eukaryota; Viridiplantae; Streptophyta; Magnoliopsida; Fabales; Fabaceae. The transcript is spliced from 2 exons. Gene Ontology annotation, molecular function: calcium ion binding; UDP-glycosyltransferase activity.
AAUAUCAUAUAGCUACUCAAAACAAUAGCAUAUACUUAUUUAUUCUCUCUUUCUCUCAGCAAAACAUUUUUCAUUUGCAAAAUGGGAAUCCCUCACUUUCUUGCUAUACCAUUUCCAGUGUUAGGACACAUUAAUCCCCUAACACAAUUCUCUAAUGUUCUAACCAAACAUGGUUGCAAGGUCACUUUCCUACACACUGAGUUCAGCCACAAAAGGGCUAAAAUUGCUGCUGGUUAUGCACAAGACAACAACCUCAAAGGUUGUUCAAACAUAAAUUUUGUGACUCUCCCAGAUGGUUUGGACCCCGAAGAUGAUAGAAGUGAUAUUGUGAAAUUGCUUGUCUCUAUGGAAAGAUCCAUGCCUCUUUUGCUUCCAAAGCUCAUAGAAGAUAUCAAUGCCUUGGAUGUUAAUAAUAAAAUCACUUGCAUUGUUGUCACAAUUAGUAUGGGUUGGGCCCUGCAAGUUGCUCACAAAUUGGGAAUCAAAGGAGCUUUUCUCUUUCCAUUCUCAGCAACUACUUCAGCCUCCCUUUAUUGUAUCCCAAGAUUCAUGCAUGAUGGAAUUAUUGAUUCAGAUGGAAUCCCCACCAAGAAACAAGAAAUUCAACUUUCCCCAAAUAUGCCUAUAAUGGACACAACAAAUUUACCAUGGGUUAGCCUAGGUAAGAUUUUCUUUGAUAAUAUUGUGCAAGAUGUGAUGCAUAAUAUGGAAUUAGCAGAGUGGUGGCUUUGCAAUAGUGCCUAUGAUCUUGAGCCAGGAGCAUUCUCCAUAUCACCAAAGUUUCUACCAAUUGGACCAUUGAUUGAAAGUGACAACAACAACAACAAAAGUUCUUCAUUUUGGCAAGAGGACACAACAUGCUUAGAAUGGUUGGAUCAACAACAACCUCAAUCUGUUGUAUAUAUUUCAUUUGGUAGCUUGGCAGUUAUGGAAUCCAACCAACUCAAAGAACUAGCACUUGCACUUGAUCUCAUUGACAAGCCUUUUCUUUGGGUUCUAAGAACAAGUAAUGAUGAUAACAAGGGAAAUAACACAUACCCAAAUGAAUUUCAUGGAAGUAAAGGUAAAAUUGUUAGUUGGGCACCACAGAAAAAAGUACUGAACCACUCUGCAAUUGCUUGUUUCAUAAGUCAUUGCGGUUGGAAUUCAGUUAUUGAAAGUGUGUCCAGUGGUGUACCAUUCUUGUGUUGUCCAUUUUUCAGUGAUCAAUUUUGGAACAAGUCAUACAUUUGUGAGGUCUGGAAAGUUGGAAUUGGAUUAGACAAAGAUGAAGAUGGAUUCAUAUCAAAGGAAGAGAUAAGGAAGAAGGUUGAGCAAUUGCUUCAAGAUGAAACCAUAAAGGAAAGAUCUUUGAAAUUGAAGCAAGUCAUAAAGAACAACUUAGUUGAAGCUGGCCAGUCUUCAAAAAAUCAUCAAAUGUUUAUCAAUCGGGCAAAAUGAUGAUAAUAUAUACCCUAUUUGAUAUUUGAAUGAAAAAAAAAAGUGACAAAUUAGAAUUACAAUAUUAUUUUCUACUAAUAAUAAUUUUGUUGGCUAUAGCUGAGACAGAAAAAGUUAAAAAUAUUAUCCAUUUAAUUUCGUGCUAAUCACGUAAAGUUUGGAUUACAUAUGAUACACG